GUAAGUGCUCUCCUCACUUUUCUGUUUAUAUUUUUUGAAUCUACCUACAUUUUCUACUGCAAAUGGCAUCUUUACCUUCGCCAAGUCUGUCUGUAGCCACGGUGAAGAGAAUUUUGGAAGAAUGGAGGUUUUCUUCUCCCAAGGAACGUUUGUCCCUUGUUUUUUACUUCCGAUGCUUCUACGACUUCAUCCAGAAGGAUACCUGCCUGAAAUCCCAACUUAUCAUCGAUGCCAAGAAUUACUUGGAAGGGGAAAAUAUUCGCACCAGGGCAAUGAGCAAUUUUUGCCAGGCUAUUUUGUGGAACCAUGAAAAACUGGAUAUUGAGAGGCCUAUCAUGUAUGUUGCCGUUCGAGGAACAACCGAAGCUGAGAAUGAGAUCCUGUUCCAACUCAGGUCGAUGAUGCCUCGUGAGUGUCUGCAAGUUCUGCGACAGUUCCCAAAUUACCGCCAUUUAGCAAAAAGCCAUCCACUUCUGCGUUCCCUUCUGAUGAGGCAUGCCUUCUAUUCUACCUCCGAGGGUGAUACAGAAUUACACGACUUUUCUAUUAAGCUGCAUGAAGAAUUUAAGGCUCAUGAUAUGUGGAUGAAUCCCGGCCUUCUAUUUAAACAUUUGAGGUCUUUGAAAACUGAAGAUCUGCUAUUGGAUAUUGCCUGCAAUGAAUAUCAUUUGAGCCUUAUUGCCACUUGUAAGCUGACUGUUUUCCGCGUAAUGCGGUGCUUUACUGAAAAUUUUCCAAGUUUCAAUGCCUUGAGUAACAUUCUCAGCUUACAGCUUGGAGAAGAUAGAUGUGAUAAGUAUUUAGAGCGAAUUUAUUACAGUCGUAACAACAAUUUUUGAAUUUCGACUUGUAUUCUAAAUUUCUGUGAUAUUUAUAAUGAUGUACCUGUUUAUUAUGUGAUGUUUUAUAUUGUUUAUAAUAAAUUUUCAGUGACUACAUUC
Harmonia axyridis is the source of this 941-nucleotide messenger RNA. RefSeq lists its product as uncharacterized. NCBI's taxonomy places the organism in Eukaryota, Metazoa, Arthropoda, Insecta, Coleoptera, Coccinellidae. Bases 63 to 839 code for a protein of 258 amino acids. The record is from RefSeq and is a predicted model, not a curated record. The transcript has 4 exons.